Messenger RNA from Amoebophrya sp. A25, 166 nucleotides. The record is from the annotation of a GenBank genome assembly. NCBI's taxonomy places the organism in Eukaryota, Dinophyceae, Syndiniales, Amoebophryaceae.
GACGAAUAUCAGCAGUGAGGAGGAUAACCGGGACUACGACACUCUUGUGAAGUGGGUGGAUGCCUAUCGUGAAGAGACUGCGGCGAUUCGUACAAGACAGCAAAGGCUCGUAGAUGGUGUUGAGGAUGUUGAACCAAUGGAUGCGAAUUCGAGCCAUGGCUUACCC